Halichondria panicea is the source of this 875-nucleotide messenger RNA. RefSeq names its product FAS-associated death domain protein-like. The record is from RefSeq and is a predicted model, not a curated record. Lineage: Eukaryota; Metazoa; Porifera; Demospongiae; Suberitida; Halichondriidae. Gene Ontology annotation, biological process: signal transduction; regulation of apoptotic process. The transcript is spliced from 5 exons. Bases 190 to 771 code for a protein of 193 amino acids. Gene Ontology annotation, molecular function: protein binding.
GAUUUUUUGAUGUGCAUAGUAGUAUAGAAGAACCUACCCACCUUAUCAGAAGUGACAAAUUUGAACCACGAAUCAGGAUACUUGAGGGGAAAGCAGUCAGCACACAGGGCCCGUACAUCCUCGACAGAGGCUGGGGUUAGAGCCUCCUGCUGAAUCAGCAAUUGGAGUUGUGUUCUAAUUAGAAUCAAGAUGGCGAUUGCGAUUGAUAGACGAGCUUUUCAGUUUAGCAAGCUUCUGGCCUCCGUGAGUGAUGGACUGGGUCGAGAGGAUGUCCGUGGCAUUAAGAACCUUUGCUAUGAUAACAUACCUGCACGGAAAAGAGAGGAAAUAGAUAAUGGACUGGACAUUUUCCAAGUUCUCAGAGAAAAAAAGGUGAUAGCUGCCGACAAUCCUGCGUUCCUAAAGGAGCUACUUACUGAGAUAGGUCGUGUGGACCUGGCUGAGAAAGUCGAUGAAUAUGUCCAAAAAGUCCUUGAUGUUGGACUUGUGGAACCUCAGAAGGUCACUGAGUGCCUGGAGCGAGGGCAGCUGAUGAGGAUCGCAACAGACGUGGGCAGGGACUGGAGGAUGCUGAGUCGAUAUCUAGGCUUGGAUGACACUACAAUAACGUCUAUCCAAUUACAGAGUCAGGGUGACCUAGCCGAGGCAUCACUGCAGUCCCUACUAAGGUGGCAGAAGAAUUCUGGCCCGGAAAAGGCCACUCCUCGAGCACUGAAAGCAGCCCUCACUGAAAUGAAACUAUUGGGCAUUGUACACACACAUUUUCAAUGAACGUUCAAUUUUUUACUGUUAUAGUACUGUUAGUUUUUGUUUUUAGUUAACAACGUUCAAUGUUUGUUUGUGAACAGAAAUUAAAAGUGAUCUCUUGGAUGCAA